Messenger RNA from Porites evermanni, 11155 nucleotides. The record is from the annotation of a GenBank genome assembly. Lineage: Eukaryota; Metazoa; Cnidaria; Anthozoa; Scleractinia; Poritidae.
AUGGGUAACAGGCAAAGUUCCAAAAGAAGGGAGAGUCAGAUUGUACGUCCAAAUUUGGCAUCAGCUGUCAAUCCAUCACUUCCACCUGAAGCUGUCAAUACACUUGCAAACUGUUUGAACCGCCUUCCACUUGUUCUUGAUAAGAGGGUACGGGAUGAGGUGAUACGUCGGGUGGAACUGGUCGAGACCCCUGAUACUCCAGAAAUUCUUUUAAGGAAGGGUCAAGAGCCAUCUGGAAUUUAUGUGCUUGUGUCUGGAAAUGUAAAUGUUGUGAGUGAAAAUGAAAAAUAUGUUCUGAGAGAGAUCCAAGCUGGUGAUUGUUUUGGUGAAGUUUCAGUCCUUUUUAAUAUCAAGUGCACUGCUGACGUGAAGACAGUGAACAGGUAUAGAGAAAUAUUCAGGUGUUUGAUUUAAAUCUUGACAGUGGUGCCAUUUGUGAAAGUUCUUUUUCGUUUUUCAAGUAAUGAAAAAUUAUUGCUUUGUAAAGGUACUUACAAUUACUUCAUGUUUUAGUGAAAUAAAUAAAAAAUAAUCAAACUGGUGAUUUGCUGUGUUGCUAUGAUGGAAAAGUAAGCAAAAUGCAAUGGAUAUGGUUGUUGAGAAAUUAGUAAUAUUUUUAUGUGAAAGGAAAUAUUAUAAAUCAAGCAUUGCUUUUAAAAAAUGAAGUGUUAUUUUUAUAACACUGUAGUUUAAUGAAGUCAUUUUUAAACUUUUAAAAAAAUCUGUCAAUUCUUUAAUGAUUCUUUGGUCUUUAUAAAGACAUAAGAUGAAGAUAGUUAUAAAUGCAAGUGACUGAGUAGCCUCUUGAUGUACAUAAUGUCGUGGAAAAUUAUUGUGAGGUAUAUAUUAUGUGUUAUUGACCAAGCAUGCGGGCAGGAUGGCUGGAUAUUGGCCAAGUUCUUUUUUGUUUUUUCAUUGACCAAGACGAAGUAGAGGUCAAUAUUCAGUCCAUCUUGACCAAAUAAAAUUGGACAAUAAAUGAUUUAUUAUAUGGCCAAAAAGUAAACAUUUACUUGCGGGACCAACAUGGGAAAUCCCCAGCAGGCAAGAUUGACCCCUCUUGCCCGCUCAGGUAGCCAAUCAGAAUGCAAGAUUCACUUCAUCUUGACUGCUCGCGGAUUCAGCCUUAUAAUAAAGCAUUUUACACCAGGAUCUUAGAGUUAUUUAAAAUAAUUCAGGUUUCCAGGCACUUAAGUCUACUUUGGAUCACUUUGCUCCUCUAUCUUUUCAAGUGACAUGUGUCCAUUAUCUUUUUGUCUUUUACAAGUUGUGUAAUUUUGUUGCUAAAAACUUCUGAUGCUCGUCAACUGUUUACAUUUCCAAGUGAAGUGACGCUGUUGCAGUGGUUUCAACAGAGGUUAGUGACACCUAUCUUAUGUGCUUAUAGUGGAUGCUAAAAUAAAUAAGUUAAUUGUGAUAAUUAUGGAAAACCUGUUUCUCCUGUUGUUCCGUUAUAUAGCAAUGUGACACAUGUAUAAAGUUUAGGUCCUGUUCGCACUAUACAAAUUUUUUUUUGUUUUGCAAAAAAUCUGGCAACAGGAAGACAUUGCUAGUUCAAAUAAUUUUUUUGACGUACCAAAAUUUUCUCAAGCGUAACCAAACUUCAAAGAUUCCAUCCAGAAAGUUCGGAGACCUACAAUUUUUUGUCAGUUGACAAAAUCCUCUGUUCUUUGACAGCUAUGUAUAAAUGCUCUAGGCAAUUUGCUACAAAUACAAGAUGUUGUACAUAGCUCUGCCAACCAGCAUGGAGUAUAAAUGUUAUUGCGGUCAAGUGCCUCUACAUGUGUAUAACUAAUAUAAAAAUUUGUCAGUUCCAUCUAAUUAUGUUAUUACCUGAGCUAAAAGCUGGGACUGAUUAUUCACAGAAAAUGAUAAUUAUUUUAAUUUAUUAUCUGUGCGUGUUUGUGCUAUUAAUAGGAGAUACUUUGACACCAGUAAACUGUUCAACAGUCACCAGCUGUCUCGUGAGAUUGCCCUUGAUGCGCUACAAAGGGUAAGAUCAUUAUUUAUUAAUAAUUGAAAUUAUACCAAAAGUAAUUUAGGAACUGUAUUGAUCUCUGUUUUCUUGAAAAUUAUUUCAAAAAAACUUCAAAUAUCAAUUUUAAGCAAAUUUUUAAUUUUAUUACAAGUAGAUUCCUUAAAGUAAUUUAUUUUUGUAUUAUAGUCUCCAGUGUUGCAUGGUUGGAAGAAAGAAGCUUUAGAUGCUGUAAUAAAAACAGUUAAACCUGGUAAAUUAAACUUAAGUUAAAAUGAUACUAAAAUAUCAUUUUAUUAUUUAAAAAUAAUAGUAAUUUGAACUAUUCAAAUCAGCAACCCCUGACUGAAAAAAAAAGGUUAUGGUUGUGUAGACUACUGAAAUUGAUUGAGGAGCACCAUAACAGUAAUUUAAUUCUAUGCUGCCGUAAAGGUCACAACUGAUCAUGGAAAAACUUCUGAAUUUUAUUUGCUUUUAAAGUACAGUUUUUACAUGUAACAUGUACUUGACCACGGUUUAUUCAGGGUUUGCAUAUUUGCCAGUCAACGAGAAAAAUGUUUAACAGAAAAAGAACAGGCAUUUUUUUAAAGAAAAGUUAGGAACGAAUAAAUACGUAAAUUGUUACAUUGCAGAAAUUAUUAUGCUGUAUCCCGCAAAUAGCAUUAUUACCAAAGAAGGAUGGAAGGGGCAGGAAAUAUUUAUUCUUGUUCAUGGACAGUAAGUACAUUGUACAAAUUGAUAUUAUAAUCCUUCCUGUGUCACGUGUAAUUGGUUUAAUUCACAUUUUUUGUGUUUAUAGUUUGAACUGCUUUAAGACUGAGUGACUGCUGUAACUGAAUUUUAAAAUGAAAAAAUAGAAACCCUCUGUUUAAUAAUACAGUGGAACAUCCUUGUGACCACCCUUAUUAGAUUCAAAACAUCAAAAUUUUCCUAUAUAGUCAAAGCUCUGUGAUAAAAUUAAACCUCUCAUAAAAUACUACCCUCUUCAUUGUUUUUAACAUCUUGUAAUUAACGACUUGGUGCAUGGUCUGACCUCUGACCUGCUGGUUUGACAAACUGAAACCACACAUAUCAUAGCUUAGAAAUUAAGUGCAAUAAAUUCUCUUCCAAAAAGAAAAUGUGAUGGGACCUUUCUUGGAAGAGACCCCUUGUGGUUUGAUUUCCAUGAAUGACUAUCUCCCAUAAGCAACCACUAAAUUGCAUUUUGGGCAGUGACUUAUCGGAGGUUCCACAUUUUAUAAUGGGCAGUCUCUUGGUGUUGGGGACAGGUGCAAUCACCAAAUGACAUAAUUCAAAAGCAUGAAAAGACACCGCACAAUACCCACACCACAACACAAUAACUAACCAACAAUAGUUUCCACAACACCAAGAAAAACCUGUUUAAUGCACCGUGCCCAAAUAGACUAGGCACUGAUAAGGUGGUGUGGCAAUCUUUACAGUAAAUAUUAAGGGCACUAAUUUUUAUUUGCCUUUGCCUUAGAACCUUUAUGAUGAUCCAUGAUCCAUUCAAUUUGUUUAGGAGUUUUCAAACCAAAGAAAAAUUUGAACCACAAUAACAUGGUAUUUGAAACUGAGACAACAUAUGUUCAUAUGAACUCACUGGUUACUCUAUUUGUACUCAACAGGGUGACAUUUUCCACAGGGGACCAGGAGCUUGCUACAUUUGCUGGUGGAGAAAAAGGCUUCUCCUUUGGUGAAGAAGGUAUGUUGAUUAGCCGCCCUUUAUUGGGCUAUACGUAUGUGACACCGGCCACAGUUGAUUGGGUGGCCCUGACAUUUGUGGACUUGAAGGUGCAUAAUGUUCAGUAGCUUUCCUAUCACUAAUUUGGAUCUUUCUGACCAAUAAAAGUGUCGCAUUAAUUUAUUCUGUGACAAGCAAAAUAAAAGUUUAAGGAUUGUAUGUGCAGAGUCAGGGAGCUGCUAACAUUCAGCUGUAAUCUGCAGUGCUGUUGUUUUUAUCUUUGAUGUUUGCCAUUUUUCAUAAGCAGUCUCCUCUACUAACUAUAUGGUCAUGAGUAUAUUGCUGCUGUUAUUGUCAGUUCACAUAUCUUGUAAAUUCAUCUCUCAGAUCUUAGUAUUCUAACAAUUCAACUUUAUUCACAUGUUGAAAUCGGUCUCGCUUCCUUUUUUUGUUCAACAUGGUUACAAGCAUUAAAUAGAAAGAUAAAUUGAUUCACUGAGAAGAAAACCAAGCUGACAUAAGAAAUUGCUCAAAAGAUGAAAAAUUAAUGCCUCGAAAAGCAUCUACAUGUACUUACACUAGUGUGAAUUGUCUCUGUUUUCGGUUUUUAUAUUCACAUAUCUUCACUUCUUCUCAACUGCUAGGAAAAACUGAGUUUUAAAUCUCGCACUCGCUUUUAAACCUACCCUUAAGGGAAUUUUGGGGACACAUUGCUAUGGCCAACCAAUUUAAUUAAAUAACAGCUUCUUUACAAUGUACAAUGCUGUAGGUCAGUUCUGUGCUUUAUGUGAUUUUAUUAAGUGCCUUUACCCAUACACAAAAUGCACCUGUAGAGUUGUGAAGAAGAUAUUAAACAAAAUAGUUCCACCACAGGGCACUCUGCACUAACCAUGACAUUUUUUUGGUGAUUUUACUGAGAAGGAAUAUCAUCAAAAAUUGAAUAAGCUGGCCCAAAUUUUCAAGUUUCAAUCCAUGUGGAAUCCUCGCCAUCCCUUGCAACAGAAGUCAGACGAGUAAAGUUUCAAAAACAAAACCCAGCUUCUUCUUCUCAGUAACUGCAGCCACUUGUUUUUUUCUUAAGGGGGUUAUGUCAUGUUAUAGAUCAGUGCUAGGACUUUUUCUCAUCAAUUGAAUCCCAAAAAUAAUGGUCCAGUUUGAAUGGCACAUGUACAUGUAUUACUAAUACAAUUUUUUUUACUGCCUCUCAAAAGUGACCAUCUCGUAGAUAACAACAUUUGCUGCCAUUAAUUAAGGUUAAUUUCAGACUGUUGUGGUAUAGGGAUGUUGAAUGUUUGUCAGAAGACAGUGAUUUCCCGCCAGAUGUUCUUAAACUAAUUUAAAGUGAAUGUUGUUAUCUAGGAUAUUGUCACUUUUGUGAAAGUUUUGCUAUAAUAUAGCAAAACUUCCAUAUGGAAGGAAUUUAAUUGUUACCAUAAAUAAAGUAGUUUUGAUUGUGAGUAUACAACACCAUUCAAAUUUUGUGUGACAUUGUACUAAUAAAUGCUGCAAUUUACCAUUCAGGUUUUUUCACUGGGACUGAAAGAAGAUCCACUGUGAGGUAAUAAUUCAGGUAAAACAUAAUGUAGACCCAUCAGGUUCCCCUCUGAAGAAUAGGCCAUCGUCAUCUGAAAAUUACUACUGUCACAAUCUUUCCAGCUCUAGAAAAGACAUAAUAACAACAUAAUUAUUUUUUACUCUUAAAAAAUUGUAUUAGCUAGGCUGUGCUGUAAGGAAAAUUAAGGGGAGCCCAGUGCUCUGAAACUUCAAAAUCAAGGGUGUCCAUAGCAUUUGAUUUGUAUGAAAAAAGAAAGAUUUGCUGGUCACCUGAAAGCAAAAGUUAGGCACCAUGGGCCACCAGGCUCUGCUAGAGCACAGCCCUGAUUGUAUUUAAUAAUAAUAAUAAUUAUUAUUAUUGUGGGAUACAAACUACAUGUACAGUGAUUUUGUUUCAAAUAGUUAUGGUGAGUCCUGGGACACAUAUUGUGAAAAAUCAUGAGUCCCUGCUGUCCAUAACCAAUGAGUUCCAGUUCAAAAUAACAAGGAAUCCUAAAUUGAAAAUGCUUGGGUUUUUAUGAAAGCAGACAAUUAAUCUAGAGACAGAUGCCGAAACUCUUUAUUACAGUUUACUGAAAUUAAAAUGUAUAGUCCUUCUAUAUAUUUAAAGCACAAGAAAGACAAACAAAUAUGCAUCUUUAAACAACAGCCACAGAAAUCACACGGACAGGAUAUAAUUAUUAUAAAUGUAUGAAUGAACUUGCUGAAAAAUAUAGUCACAAAAAUAUAUUUCCAGCAGGAAAAACGGUCCUCAUUGUUCUCAAAAAUUACACGAACCAGUAUUAUUUUGUUGUCGUGAUUUUAUACUGGGGGAAAUUUUUCUUGCCAGUGGUGGUGGUGGUAAGGUGGGGGGGGCUUUUAUUUUAUGCAACAAACUUUAUUGAUUUGCAACUGAACUAUACACAGUAUUGUACACAGUCAGUCAAAGUUUUUGAAAGUGACCUCCUUGAGAAUGAGCAAGUGGUUGCAACUAAAGCUGGUCAUUUAUCAGAGUAGAUUCUUGUCAAGUUAAAAAGCUGAAAGUGAAAAGAAGUAUUGUUUGUUCUUUAGGUCAUCUGGGCAUUGCCAGGUCAUUACGCUUCGGGAAGAAAACUUCCAUGAUGAUUUCAGUCAGGUUUGUUGAAAUGAUAAUUUAUUUAUUGUUAGAAGACCUUUUUGUUAUUACUAUUCCAAUAGGCAAAGAAAAUGUGGACACAUAAUCCAAACUGAUGUGUGGAUGUAUCAUAUUGACUUUAUAACAUGCCACUUGAUCCCAUACUGUACAUAAAUAGUGUUAAUGUUUAUGGGUGGUUUAAAAGGUGUGAAUGUGUUAAGCUACUACGCUGUAAAUUAUCUGUCUAUUGUGAGGUCCACUGUGAUUUGCCUGCACAGUUUUGACCAGGGACCUUGUUAUUCCUCACUUGUUGCUGUUGCAACAUCUAAUACAGCCGUUUUGGGUGGGCCAACAUGUUUGUUCAAGUUUCAAGAUGUCUUGAAGACUUGUGUUUCAUAGCAUUUUGCAAAUUUCAUAUAAAUUUAAUGAACAUUGGUUAGAAAGCUAAUAACAUCCCAUGAUAUCUAAAGCGCUUUAAUAUUAAGGUUUCUAAUUUCAUUAACUUUGUCAGUUAUUUUAAUUUUGUUCCCUGCUUGCAGUUCACAGCAGAAGCAUCUCUACUGCAAGAACUGAAUGUAAAGUGGAAACAACAAGUAAACCAGAGAGAUGCUGAGUUGUACACAAAGUAUGGAGGUGCUUUGGAUCUCGAGGUUUGAAACUUUCUUUUUUUUCUUUCCAUUUACAUUGAUGCUCAUAUACAUGUAGAUGCCUGUAUAGAAAUAAUUAUUACAUUGUUCUUUGCAUGUUGUCCAUACCUAAAACACACUGACAAUUGUCUGCUAGGGACGUUUUUUUUUUCUUUUUUUUAUUAUUUGUGAUCAUUUCUUUCAUUUCCUCGUUACGUUUUUGUUUUGGAUAUCUAUAGAGCUUGAGGUGAAUUUUAAUAUUCGUACAGUGUCACAACUUUAAUUUUUUGAAAUGUUUUUGGGGGAUUACAUUUAGCUUCAUGUAUAUUGUCUUGCUAUGAUACCUUCUUUUCAAAACAAAACUUGUUGAUUAACAGUGUUUGUUUCUGUUUUGGUUUUCUUAGAUUUUGAGGAUGACUUUGAAGCAGGUAAAUAAAAUGGUUAAAGAGUGGUGAUUGCAGUCUCAGACAAAAAAAAAAAACUUACUUGUACCCUGCCUUUUUGGAUUAAAAUAAUUUAAACACUAUGAUGAUGUUAAUUUCACAAUUGCGAAAUAUUAGAUCUGAGGAAUUAAUAUAUUUUUUAAAGUUUUAAUAUUUGUCUCGUCCAGGAUUGGGUUAGUGACCAAGAGGUAGUAGAAAAGGAGUAUUGCGACUCCCCCCUUGACGGAAUGCUAGUCCAUCGUAGGGUUAUCCCCCAGCAGUAUGUCGCCGGUACCCAUUUAUACACCUGGGUGAAGAGGGACAAAGUGGAGUAAAGUUCCUUGUCUAAGGAAACAACGCGAUAGGCGAGGCUGGAAUCCCGGACCUCCAGAUCCGGAGUUCGAGGCGUUAACCACUCGGCCACACACGCCUCCACAAGUGGCCAAGAGAUCCUUAUGAUAGCAUUCACAACUGUUGGUGUAGGGAAAAAGUUUAUGAAAACUACUGAUGAUCUUGUCAAAUAUAAACUAAUAUAAACAUUACAAAUAAUCUUGUCAAGUACGAAAUACUGACUCGAUAUUACCUACAUUCACUCUGGAGAAAUGGUUGCCAAAUUAAAUAAAUUAGAAUUAAAAAAAAUAAUAAUUGAAAAGAAACGAAAACGAGCAGGUAAAUCAGUUUGAAUUUAAAUGGUUGGGGUUUGUUUACCAGACAGAUGAGUUCCAGCACUGUCCUCCUGGUUUUUUAUAUCUUAUUGCAUUGUCCAUGGUCAUCAAGGAAGUUCAAGCAGAUGAAGCUGUGCUGUCUAAGAGACAAUACCAAGAUGGUAAGAUUAUACUGUUCUACAAAAUUUAUCAAUCACUAAUAACCACGGUGGUACAGAUAGUCCUACUCAGUGAAUCGACUCUUAUAUCGCCUGAUGAAGACCUGCAGUAUGGGGUCGAAACGUCGCGAUCAAUAUCUAGGUGAAUCAUGAGACAAACUGUAAAAAAACCGCUUAUAUCAUUUAAGUUGUUUCUGUCUUUUGAGUUGUGAAAAUUCACAUAAUCAAUAAUAAAAAAAUAAUUUCCGUUGUUUACCCUCGGCAGUAUUUAUAGCACUAAUGCUAGUGGGGGCGAGCAAAUUCCUAAAACGAACAAUUUGAAUGAAACAUAAUGUGGUUAAGAAUCCCAACUGGCCUGAGGCAAACCAGUUGGCCUUUUACAAGCGUGGUCAAGGAUUUGGUUAGUGAUGACGCGUCACUACUUAAACCUGGGUAGUAUAAAACAUCAACCAAAAGGGAAAAGUUUGUAUAUACAAUUAGCAUGUCGAGUCUGUGGACAAAAAUGCUUAAGUGUGAGCAUUCACUUACCCAGGUUUCUCAGGCCAUUUGGCGAAAAUUGCCUAUUUGUGGUGUUUUUUUUAUAGCUUUUAAAUAUUUUUAAUCUUAUUAUUGUUAGUUUUUCUUUUGGUGAAAAAUGUGUUUAAGGCCUCGUCCAAAUUAAUCCGUAUAUUUUCGAAACCACAUUUUUCUACGGGAAAAUUAUCGACCCACACGAAAACAGGGAAUCCGCGUGAAAUAUUUCAUUCGCGGACUAUUCGUGUAAAAAAUAUGAAGUUUCAAAAAUACCCUGAUUCGUGUGGAUGAGAUCCGGCUUAAUCAAGGGAUGGUAGCAUCUAUAGGUGGUUUUCACGUUACGUCAUUGCUGCCAUGCUGGUGGACGGUAAACAAAAGAUCGCUCAUUAGCUCGUUUUGUUUGUCCACCAGCAUUUGUUCAUUUCACCAUUGUUAUUUGUGUCUCCCGAGACUGCAUGAAAACCACCUAUACCUAACCCGAAUCUGAAAUCCCAGUGGACGGUAAAGAAAUGCACAAAAUAGCAUGAUGCACGUGCGAAGUUGUUGUUUUGUUUAUUAAACCUACAACUGUACUGCGCUUUUUUUUCCCGUUCUUGUUGACGUCGCCGUUGUCGUUGCUUAAGCUCUUUACUAUUACCGUAGGCUACAUACUCCACCAUAUAGUGCUGAGUUUAAACGUGUCCGCUGUUAGGAGCUUUACACAGAUGGAAAGAGUAUUUUUUAAAAUCCUUUUUUUUAAGUUACCCUGUUUAAGGUUGGUUUACUUGCUGAAAGAAAAGAAGAAAACUAAACCAAACAAAACCAACCAACCAACCAACAAAAACAAUCGAAUACGAAGACACGUACCCUACUGUCUAUGAAUCGUACAUGGCUUGUGAAUUUUAAGAAACAUUUUUUCUCUUCCAAGAUAGAUAUUGACGAUGUUUCCUAAGUUGAAUGAUUGUUUGUAUGUUUUUGUAGGUGGUACUCUCUUUGUAGUACUCCAAGGAAGUGCUGAAGUGAUGGAAGAUGAUAUACCUGCAUCACACACCGUGGGGCUUAAACAAGUCUUCUGUAAGCAGUAUUUUCGUUAAGUCCUGCUAACCGAUUGAAUGCACUCAAAAAUUGCCUGCUUCUGAUCAAAUCAACGCUUGUUGGGCGGGCGGGGCGGGGGAGGGGAGGGUAGGUGGUGGGGGUUGUAUUAAGUGACAUUUGGUCAAAAACUCGUCACAGUUACAGCACUCGUCACAGUCGCAUCACUCGUCAGAGUCAAAGCACUCGUCACAAUCACAACACUCUUCACAGUCACAACACUCGUCACAGCCAACAGACUCAUCACUGUCACAACACUCGUUUUCAAAUUCCGUUUUUUGACGUCCAGCACAGCUGCACAUAGGUUAUGCAAUUUCUGGCUGAAUUCGUGGGUUAUUCGAUAACAGCUUAUAAAAGUAUAGCGUUUUGCUAAUAAUCAAUCACACGAAAGUUGUGGGUUUAUGUAGUUUCAGACCACUGAAAAGACCUUGCCCGGGUUAUUCAAACGAUGGAUAGCGCUAUCCACCGGAUAAAUCACUAUCCAGAAGUUAAGUAUUAGGGAAACCAAUUGCGCUAUCGAGUGGAUAGAGAUUUAUCCAGUAGAUAGCGUUAUCCACCGGAUAAAUCACUAUCCAGAAGUUAAGUAUUAGGGAAACCAAUUGCGCUAUCCAGUGGAUAGAGAUUUAUCCAGUAGAUAGCGUUAUCCACCUUUUGAACAACCAGCCAGCCUGACAAUUAAUUACCCGUUUGUUCCUUCCCACAAUACUCGUAGAUGUGAUCAUAUCUAAGUUUGUAAAGUCUAGUAUGUUUUCGUACAGAUAUCCACAUCAGAUUUCUCUCUCUGCAAGCCUAGUUUGUACCAAAAGGCCUUGCAGACAUUAAACAAUUUCCUGUUGCCUUAAGGCUUAAGAAUUGUUACGCCCGAAAGAAGGAUUUUUGAAAACGUGUUUACCUAAAAUCGCCGCUAUUUAUGAUUGUGUCAAUGGACCUCAGCCUCGCUAUCUGAUAAUAUAUCUGGUCCACGAUUAUUGGCUCGCUCAAAGUUCUGCAUGCAAUCAGUUUCGAGCAUUGUGUAUAGCCUGACAAACAUGCACCAGGUAUGCUUUACGGAUAACUGUUGAAUUACAGAUAAGACUUACGAUAAUAGAAACAAAGAGAAACAGAAAUGAAAUGUUAGUAUACGUAUUUAUUUAAAGGAAUCUGCUCACAAUGAACAUAAGAAUUGUGAAGACAACAUGUAGGAUAAUAUUCGUGUUGAUAUUGAGGUUAACGAACUCAAGCUGCAAAUGAGUUUGACUAGCUCCUAUCCUGUCUGCUCUUUUGUAGGGAAGGCUGUCAACAUGCCUGUCCGGGGAUGGGUAAAAGCAACGGAAUUGUGUGUGGCAGCUGUUUUCCCAGAGGGGGCAGUAAGAGAAGCCGAGAGUACAUUCCCGGAUGUUGUACUUCCCAGACCUUGA